Molecule: messenger RNA, 4551 nt
Organism: Ogataea philodendri
Lineage: Eukaryota; Fungi; Ascomycota; Pichiomycetes; Pichiales; Pichiaceae
Exons: 1
Coding region: 1-4551 (1516 amino acids)
Cellular component (GO): cytosol
Source: RefSeq, a predicted model, not a curated record
AUGGAUUUCACAAUCCCUAGGAAUUGCUCGCAAGCAAUUGAGGAACAAUUAUUGAAAUUGAUAAAUGAGUUUCAAGAAGGGUACUUAACAGAGAAAGGUUAUAUCAAUAAACGAUUGGAACUUUUGCAGUCAAGUCCCUCCAGACAAGCAAGUACAUUGACUCCUAGAACCCCUCUUUCAAAAGUGACUACCGUGUUAAGUACUUCUACAUCUACAUCUACACCGAAUCCUUCUGAAAGUAAUGACUUUGAUUUAGCAUCUGGUGAAAUCACGUCCUUUCCUGAAGACAACAAUGAAAGUGUUAGCCAGGGAUUUACUUAUGAGAAUGACUACUAUUCGUAUCCAGAGCUGGUGCAACAGUCUCAGCAUGGAGCAGGUCUUCCCAAAGAGCUGCAGAAGCCUCUUGAUCCGAGAGACGUCGAUGAAACGUCAGAAAACGAAUUCAGCAAUUUGCCCAGCAUUCUCAGGCACCGAGGCUCAUUAUACAAAAAGGAACCAGCGAUUGUAAUCAUUGACGCUAAAGGAAAAGAGACGCAAUCGAUAUCAUGGGAAAGAUUGUAUCUUCGGGCAGAGAAAAUUGCUCAGAAAAUAAAAAACAAAGCUGCGCUGUAUCCAGGCGAUCGUGUUUGCUUGAUAUACCAAAACACUGAAAUAAUAGAUCUGGUGGUUGCCAUAUAUGCGUGCUUUUUCUCUGGUACAGUCGCUGUUCCUAUGAACAGUGGUCUCUCCGUCAGGGAACUCGUGAAGAUUAUGACUGACACACAGUCUCAUUUGUGUCUUAUGUCUGACUCGGUCUUCAAACACUUUGAAAGACAAUCGGCUGCUGCAAAAAAUAAUAUCUGGCCAAGGGGUAUGGAUAUCUGGAAGACCACAGAUAUGGGGUUAGCUUCAAAGGAUGAGGAGGCCCCUGCGAUGAAAAUAAGCGAUUUGGCAUACAUUGCAUAUGCUAAAAGCUCUUUUGGAGAACUUCGAGGAGUCGUCAUAUCUCAUAGAACUAUCAUGCAUCAAAUGAGAUCACUGCUUUCAAUGCUGAGUAGUGCCCCAAAUGCCGAAUCACCAGCAUUUGUUCGAUCAGAUGUGAAGUAUACAAGAUCCAAAGAUACCUUUUUGAGCACUUUAGAUGCUCGAGAAUCAGUUGGUCUUGUAUUCAGUGUUUUAUUUACAAUAUUCAGCGGGAACACUUUGAUUUGGAUGCCUCAAAGGCUAACUGAGGUAGCUGGUUUAUUGGCUCAUGUCAUCUCGAAGUAUAAGGUAUCCGUUAUGCUCUCAGACUAUUUGAGUUUGAAGCAAGUUGCCUAUAACUACCAAUCAUUUCCUCAAAUGACACGCACUUUCAACAAAAAAACCAAGGUUGAUGUGUCUUCUGUGAAAUGGUGCCUUAUUGAUACAGUAAUUGUUGAUUGCGAGUUUAACGACAUGCUUAUCAAUAGGUGGCUCAGACCUUUGGGACAUAAAUCUCCUAGGAAAGCUAUUGCACCCAUUUUAGCUCUAAAUGAACAUGGAGGGGCAAUUAUAUCUAUGAGAGACUGGAUUGGAAAAGAGGAGAACCUUGGGUGCACAUUCAACAAGCCAAUUACAGAUGAUCUUCCAAACGACGGAUACGAAGAUGAUGAAGGGAACACACAAAAUGAUAAACUGUCCGAACUGUUGAUUGAUAAAGCCUCUCUAACCUCCAAUACUGUGAAGGUCGUAAGCGACAACCCUCCACCAAUAUCCACGUUGAUGGACAACAGCGACUCCAAGAAGUUUGUCCGAGUGGGUGCUUUUGGCUACCCUCUUCCAGAUGCAACCCUGGCGAUUGUCAAUCCAGAGACGAAACUUUUAAGCGGACUGAUGGAAGUUGGAGAGAUCUGGGUUGAUUCUCAUUGCAUUUCCGGAGGAUUCUGGAGCCUUGCCGAAGCAACACAAGCAAUAUUUCAAGCCGAAUGCUCAGACUAUGAAGGAAUUUUGAACUUGAAAUUUGUUCGGACGGGGUUGCUUGGUUUCACUUAUAAUGGUAAGCUAUAUGUCCUGGGCCUUUAUGAGGAUCGAAUCAACCAGAAAGUCACCUGGUUUGACAAAUAUUUGCAACAGAAGAAAACAGAUGAGACUUCAGUUUCAAAGCUGAUACCUAACCAAUAUACCUAUCAUUAUGCUGGCCAUUUAGUCAAGGCAUUGGUCAGAAACAUCAAUGAAAUAUCGGAUUGCUCGUUUUUCAAUAUUCGAAUCAACAGAGAAUAUUUACCAGUUGCCAUAAUUGAAUCUCCUUCUGCAAGAUCACUACAAAACUCUUUACACAAUUCUGAGCGGCUCAACUACCCGUUGCUGGACGAAAUUGCGUCGAGAGCUUUUCAGGUUUUAGAACAGACCCAGAAUGUCAGGCUGUACUUUGUACUGAUAACGGCUCCAAAUGUCCUUUCGCGAACUCCACGAAGUGGAAGACCAGAAAUCGCGAACAUGCUAUGUAAGCGAAGACUUAUCGAAGGAAAGGUCCCCGCUGUCUACGUGAAGUUCAAUUUCUCGAAUUCAUUGAGCGCGAUUCCACAUGGUGACGAUAUACGAGGAGGUGUUUGGUCGCUCUACUCCUCGAACACUAGACUUGAAGCACUUGACUUCUCCGAACUUCAGUAUUCGGGUCUAGAUCUAAGGGAACAAUGUAUUGAUGACAGAACAAACAUGCAGCUUACUGAAUUCAAUUCAAUCCUCGAGAUAUUUAAACUGAGAGCUUUGAAACAAUCUGAUGAAAUGGCAUUCGGUACAAUCGAGCGACUCAAUGUCAAGGAAAGCAAAUCUUUAUCGUGGAAGAAAUUCGAGUCACGAGUUUUUGCUGUCUGUGCCUAUAUUCUUGAAAAAGAAAAUCUUAGAGCUGGGGAUCGUGUUCUUCUCAUAUACCCACUUUCGGAAGAAGUCAUUAUCUGUCUUUACGCAUGCUGGCUUGCCGGACUCGUGCCGAUAUUGCUUCCUCCUUUAGAUGUGACUAGAAUGGAUGAGGAUGCUUUCUCUCUUGUCGCGAUCGUCAAGGACUAUGACGCUCGUGCCAUAUUUGUGAACCAUGAAGUUGAAUCUCUUCUCAAAAACAAACCAAUUAGUCCAAAGCUGAAAACAUACUCAUCACAGUUGAAGGCAGCAAUACCGAAACUAAGGAACACCUCUAAACACACUAAAACGACUCUGGGUACAAAAUUGAUGUACAAGAAAAUGGAAGACUAUAAAUCAAGACCGAGGAAGAAAAGAUCAGAGUGCCUGAUUUGGAUUUCGUGGAAUUCAGAUCACCAAUAUACAGGAGCCAAGCUCACUCAUUCCAACUUACUUCGGAUGUGCAAAACAUUAAAGGAAACAUGCCAAAUAAGCAGUUUAAAGCCCCUACUUGCCUGUGUUAGGCAUUGUUCAGGAAUUGGAUUCUUACAAGCUGCGAUGUUAGGUAUUUAUGUUGGUACCACGACUUAUCUGAUAUCCCCUGUUGACUACUCUGUGAAUCCUGCUUCAUUUUUCCUGAGUCUUGCAAGAUAUAAAAUUGAGAAUGUCUUCAUCACCGAAAAAAUGAUGAAUCACGCGAUUACCAGGCCACCUCCAAAGAAGUGCGAUCUUUCAAUUUUGAAAAAUUUGAUGGUUGGGUGGGACGGUCGUCCAUCCAGCCUUCUGUUUAAGGAAUUUCUUAAACAUAUGCAAUCGACAGAUCUUUCACCAUUUUCGGUUUCAAAUGUUUAUCAACAUGAUCUGAAUCCAAUGAUUUCCUUACGGUCUUACUUAUCUUUUGUGCCAGUUGAUUUGUGGCUAGAUCCAUUGGCCCUCUCUCAAAGCUACAUUUCUCUUGUGAAUCCUAGCGAUUCGCCUAAUGCAAUUCAUUUGCAGGAUUCGGGAAUUGUUCCUGUUAAUACCCAAUUGGCUAUCGUUAACCCAGAAACUUCAAAAAUCUGUAAAGUGGGAGAGUGUGGUGAGAUUUGGGUUUGCUCAGAAUCAACUGUUUCAAGCGUUACGAAAUGUCAAAAUAGCACGUUUGAUAAUUUUAGGUUGAAAGCUAAAAUUGAGAAUUGGAACCAGGACCUCGAUUACUUGAGAACGGGCGAUUUGGGCUUCUUACACAAUGUGACUAAGACACUGGAAAAUGGAAACAUAAUCGAGGUGCAGUUACUUUUUGUUUUGGGUAAAAUUGAGGAAACUUUUGAAGUGUUGGGUAUGCAGUAUUUUGCACAGGAUAUCGAAACCUCGGUGAAUGAUCUUGUGAACUCCCUAUCAAGCUCUUCAAGCAAUCUCUCAAUUCGCAGCUGUGUUUUCAAAGCAGGAAAUUACAUUGUCUUGGUAUUAGAGGCUGGGCGUUCACCAAAUCUUAGCGCGCUUGUCCCGUUGAUUGUCAAUAAGAUAUUGAAUCAGUUUGGUCUGAUUAUUGACAUCGUCUCGUUUUAUGGUCCUGAGACACUUCCAAUAUCCAGACUAGGAGAAAUACAGCGAGGUACGUGUAUAAAGAACUGGCUUCAAGGGUCUCCAACUCCAUUGAAAUCUUUCGGUGUCAAUGAGGGAGAAGAAAAAAUGAACAAACUCAUUGAUCUAAUUGAGGAGACUACAAACACAUAA